AUGCGCCAGUUCAGCACCGCCGCCCUCCUGCUAGGCGCCCUGCAGCCGGCUCUCGCCGCUCCUUCGCCCGGCGAGCCUGAGCUCCCACGUGUUCUGUUAGACGGGACUCAAAACGCAAUCAUGUCCCAGUGGCUCACCUCCACCGAGGUUAUCAUCAACUUCUACGCCCCGGACCCUGGAUGCGGCUCUACAAAGGCCUGGGUCGGCGUCUGGCCUGUCGACGCCUGCAACCCUUACCACGCCGACUACAAGGCAUGGUCUCACGUGGAGCCUACCAGCGGUAGGGACUUGGCCAAAGUCACGUUCAAGGCCGCCGAGAUUGGUGUCGGCGAGUUCAAAGCUGCCUUUGUCUGCGAGGACGGCAGAAGACAGCCCUGGUUGGUCUCCGAAACCUUCAACAUUGACGCUGCACCUCCAGCCCGGACUGGCCAAUGUCUACACAGAAAGAAUACAUUCGAGCCGGAAUGGACGUUUACACCCUGCGAGAAGCUCUCCGAAACCGUUUGUUCUUUCUGCCAUUCCCAGAAUAGCUGCGAAAUAUGCAAUCAUUGCGAGAAGCAGUGCAAGUGA
Beauveria bassiana ARSEF 2860 is the source of this 570-nucleotide messenger RNA. RefSeq lists its product as uncharacterized. The record is from RefSeq and is a predicted model, not a curated record. The transcript has a single exon. Lineage: Eukaryota; Fungi; Ascomycota; Sordariomycetes; Hypocreales; Cordycipitaceae. The coding region runs from base 1 to 570 and encodes 189 amino acids.